AUGAGAGCUCUAGCAUAUUUUGCUAAAGGUGAUAUUCAUUUCACCAAGGAUCUAGUUGAGCCAAAAAUUAGUACCCCAGAUGAGUUAAUUCUAGAAAUUAAUUACUGUGGUAUAUGUGGUACGGAUCUACACGAAUACAUUGAUGGACCAAUUUUCUUCCCAGAGGAUGGCGAAACAAAUGAGUUAAGUGGUUCAGGUUUACCACAGGCCAUGGGCCAUGAAAUUGCUGGUACUGUUGUGAAAAUCGGCCCUAAAGUAACCAAGUUCAAAGUCGGUGAUCAUGUAGUCGUGCAACCUAACGGUACUUGUAAAGAUAGAUAUCGCUGGCCACACUCUCCUCAUGUGAACAAACCGUGGUGUUCAGCUUGUAAGAAGGGUCACUACAACGUAUGUUCUAAUUUAGGUUUAAUUGGUAAUGGUGUCCAAAGCGGAGGCUGUGCUGAAAGGAUGUGUAUAAAUGAGUCGCAUUGUUUCAAGGUGCCUAAGGAUAUGCCUAUGGAUAUUGCAGCUUUGAUCCAACCAAUUGCAGUUUCAUGGCAUGCUAUCAAAGUUGCUCGAUUCAAAAGAGGUGGUUCAGUAUUGGUAAUAGGAGGUGGGCCAAUUGGACUAUGUACUCUUUUGGCUUUGCAAGGACAUGGCUGUUCAGAUAUCGUUGUUUCAGAACCAGCAAAAGUAAGAAGAGAAUUAGCUGAGCGAAUGGGUGCCACUACUUACGAUCCUUCUCAACAUAAUACUGAAAAAAAUAUCCAAAAUUUAAGAAAAAUGAUCCUGGGGGGUGACGGUUUUGAUUACGUAUUUGAUAAUUCCGGGACACCUGAAACAUUGGAGACCGCCAUUGAAUGCCUGACCGUAAGGGGAACGGCCGUUAAUGUGGCCAUGUGGCCCCCACAUAAGCGUGUUGAAUUCUCUCCUAUGGCAGUCACAAAGGAAGAAAAGAUAUAUACAGGAUCUAUGUGCUACACACAGUUUGAUUUUGAAGGUGUUAUUGAUGCUUUCGAAAGAGGUUUAAUUGACAAGGACAUUGCAAGGCACAUGAUUACUGCCAAGGUGCCCAUAGAAGACGGCCUUGAAGACGCCAUCUUAAGACUGAUCACACACAAGGAACAAACUAUCAAGUUGUUAUUGACCCCUAAUCUUCACGGGGAACUGGACUCCUGA
Kazachstania africana CBS 2517 is the source of this 1158-nucleotide messenger RNA. It is a transcript of the gene BDH2, whose product is annotated as putative dehydrogenase BDH2. The transcript has a single exon. The record is from RefSeq and is a predicted model, not a curated record. Gene Ontology annotation, cellular component: cytoplasm. Gene Ontology annotation, molecular function: (R,R)-butanediol dehydrogenase activity; zinc ion binding. Gene Ontology annotation, biological process: butanediol biosynthetic process. Lineage: Eukaryota; Fungi; Ascomycota; Saccharomycetes; Saccharomycetales; Saccharomycetaceae. The coding region runs from base 1 to 1158 and encodes 385 amino acids.